Molecule: messenger RNA, 755 nt
Organism: Gregarina niphandrodes
Lineage: Eukaryota; Apicomplexa; Conoidasida; Eugregarinorida; Gregarinidae
Exons: 2
Source: RefSeq, a predicted model, not a curated record
GCACUGACGAGUGCACGAGCGUCGUCCGUCGACAAGUCUCUCUGAGCGUAUCGCAGGAGGGCGGCAACGUUUUGAACAAGGUCAGUGUUGAAGGGCCGGUUGUUGGGUCGCCGGUGAGCGUCGGACGUAUCAUCGCCGGUGGCGAAGGCGUCGUGUACGGCAUGCUCUUCGCAAUGCUCCAAGUGACGCAUGAGACAGGCAUCCUUCAGGGCGCACCCUUCUCUUUCCCGGUCACACUCUCCCUUCUGUUCGGGAUCAUGGAAGGACAUGCACCUCAACACUGCCAUCGCCCGAAUCUCACCACUCUCCAGUGCCUGCAACAGCGGGGUCUCGGUCGGGGUGGUCUUCGUCGGGGUCUCGGUCGGAGUCUGUGUCUCGAUCAAAGUCCCAACUCAUUCCGUGUGCCGGAGCUGGCGUACGUAUGCGGAUACCCUUCGAGCUGCUUCAUGUCGGCCACGGGUGCCUUGUUCGCUGACCGCAGGCACUCCUCAAGCUUCAUGGAAACCUCGCUUCUCGUCGACAGAUCCAGCCACAGCGAUGGGUUUGUUUUGUACGGAGGCAUCUCCGACCAAUGCGGCAAAUCCGCUUCAGGGUUCGUAGUCUCUCUCCUGUUCUCCCGCACACUCGGCGCAUUCUCCACACGUAUGUCCCGGUCCUCCAGUCGACCGGUUUGCAGCAACAGCGGCAGCUUCAAGCCAUGCACCAACACACAGGAGCCUUGUGUCCCGAUGGUAAGUAGUCCCAACAACGCAUCC